GUGCGGCUAGCAGCUAGCUAGCUACGCAGUAGCAAUUCGGAUUCGGGCAGCUAGUUUAAACAGUGGACCAAUGCCUUAACAACCGAUUUUCCUUGGCUUCCCCCAAAAUACGAACGCUGUCCUUUAGUACGAGUGGACGCCGUUCUUCACCAAACAACUGAAUCGCCGAUCUUAGAUUUACAUUUUUAUGUCCGUUUCGGCCAAAGCUAGCCAAGUGGCUAACGAUCGCAGCCCCCAAUAUGAAGAAAGCAGAAACUGGGUCUGAUCAGGACGCUGCAGAGCUUCCAGUCGUGUAACAGCACCCUGUACUCCCCUCGACUCCUCCAGCCUAGACACGGUCGACUACUCCUAGCCCGAUCAUGGCCUCUUGUCCGAGGAACUCAGUGCGCAUCCUGUCCAGGCGGGAGCGUGGCUGGCAGACGUGCGGCUCACAGCGCCUCCUCCAGCUGCUGGUGGAAGAGAAGGUGCGCUCGAUGAAGUGGCAGAGUCAGAAAGUGGAGCUACCCGACAGCCCGAGAUCCACCUUCUUGUUGGCCUUCAGUCCUGACCGGACCCUCAUGGCCUCCACACACGUCAACCACAACAUUUACAUCACGGAAGUCAAGACUGGAAAGUGCCUCCAUUCUCUGGUGGGCCACCGUAGAACCCCCUGGUGUGUGACCUUUCAUCCCACCAUUCCUGGCCUGGUGGCCUCCGGGUGCCUUGAUGGUGAAGUUCGCAUCUGGGACUUGCAUGGCGGUAGCGAGAGCUGGUACACUGACAGCAAUGUGGCCAUUGCCUCUCUGGCCUUCCACCCGACCGCACAGCUCCUCCUCAUCGCCACCAACAACGAGCUGCACUUCUGGGAUUGGAGCCGACCAGAACCGUUUGCCGCCGUCAAGACGGGCAGCGAUGCCGAGCGAGUGAGGUUGGUGAGGUUUGACCCGCUAGGUCACAACCUGUUGACGGCCAUUGUCAAUCCGUCCAAUCAGCAGAAUGAGGAUGAAGCUGAUGUUCCCAUGGAUAGUGUGGAGAUGCCCCACUUUCGCCAGCGUUCCUUCUUGCCUCAGCCCGUUCGCCGCACUCCCAUCCUCCACAACUUCCUGCACAUACUCUCUUCCCGCUCCUCGGGAACGCAGGGCCCGGGGGAGUCGCCCCGCCCUCCCAACGACAAUGUGGCUCAUACAGGGGAGUCUCCUGGCACCCCCCUUGCCCCGUUUCCCAACACGGAGCGUGGGCCUUCCUUCCUCGGCUGCACCCGCUUCCUGGGCAUGGUGUGCAUGUGCAGUCAGUGCUCGACCAAUCCUGGCCCCUUGCUGGCGGGUACUGCUUCUACCGGGGCGCCGUUGUCCGACCCUGCCCAGCCCCCCACCUCAUCAUCCUUCUCGUCAGCCCGCACAGAGCCCAGGCAGCCAUCAGAACGCCCCUCAGCCUUUACCUCGGUCUACUACAGUGCCGCCACUUCUCUCAAUGCUCCGCCUCCUGGUGGCAUGGAGCCGAACUCCACCCCCAGACCAGGACCAGACUGGACUCAUGAUUUGCUCAGCAUGAGGGACGGAGGAGUUGGCCCAGGGAUGCUGCCCCCCAGAACCUCCUCCUCUUCCUCGGUCAGCCUCCUGUCGGUUCUGCGUCGGCAGGAUGGCUCCUCCCACUCCCCAGUGUACACCUCCGCUAGUGAUGGGCGGGGCUUCCCCCAACAGGGAGAGGCCGGGUCUCGAGACGGAGCCAACACCAGCAGCGGUCACCACCCCUUCUGGGAUGGUGCCCGCAGCAACCCUGCCUCCUUUCGUAACGUCUUGCGGUGCAACCUGAGCCGCUACUUUCUGGAGUUUGAUCGCAUGCAGGACCUGGAGCCACCAUUGGGGGGUGUUGGCAGAAUGGGGGAGGGAAACCAGGAGCAGAGCCAGGAGUUGUUGAACAACAAUGUAGACUCGGACCGUGCUGGACCCUCGUCAUCCCCCACUAUCAUCCAUUACCAGCCUCCCCUCCCUCCUCCUCCCUCUACACCCCACCCCACCAUGGAGAACAAUGCCACUUCCCCCAGCUCCCACGGCCACCUGAACCGCUGCCGGGCGUGUCACAACCUGCUGACCUUUAAUCACGACUCCCAGCGCUGGGAGCGCACCAACCAGACUUCCUCCACCUCCUCCUCCAACAUCCAGCCCUCCUCCUCCUCUCCCUCUUCGUCCUCUCCAGCCUGGCAAGAAGAUGCCGGAAGGAGUGCGAUGGAUGGGCAAAUGCAGGCCAUAAGGGGACCUCUGGAGAGUGAACAGCGCCCUCUACCUGCUGGUGGAGGGGUAUCAGCAGUGGCCUUCCCCCUGGUUUCGUCGUCCGGCCAACCUGCAGAGCAGACCGUGGGUCUGAUGUACAACCAAGACACGGCCCAGUGGGAGAGGGUGUACCGACAGGCUUCUCCGGCUCGACCCCCUGAUGCCCCGGAGGCCUUAAACCAUGAAAUGCCUGUGGACCCCCCCGACGAAGACUCCCUCCGGAGGAGACUUUUAGAAUCUUCCCUUAUGUCUCGCUAUGAUAUGACCGGAUCUAGAGACCACCCAAUCUACCCCGACCCAGCCAGGCUCUCCCCUGCAGCGUACUAUGCCCAGAGAAUGAUCCAGUAUUUGUCCAGGCGGGAUAGCAUUCGUCAGCGUUCUCCUCGCUACCAACAGAACCGCCAGCGGGCCAUGUCUUCAUCUUCUGAUGGACCGUCCAGUAAUGCGUCCAACUCUAUAGACAACACUGACGUGGACUUUGAUGAGCUGGACGAUAAUGGUGUACGAGCGCGGCACAGUACUCCCCGAAAUGCCAGAAUGUCAGCGCCAUCGUUGGGUCGCUUUGUUCCAAGGCGUUUCCAUCUUCCCGAGUACCUGCCCUAUGCCGGAAUCUUCAAUGAGAGAGGCCAGCCGGGCCUGGCCACACACACGUCUGUCAACAGGGUGUUGGCUGGUGCGUCUAUUGGUGAUGGGCAGUCUGCGGUGGCCAGCAACAUCGCCAACACCACCUACCGCCUGCAGUGGUGGGACUUCACCAAGUUUGACCUGCCGGAGAUCAGCAACGCUUCCGUCAACGUUCUGGUGCCAAACUGUAAGAUCUACAACGACGCUAGCUGUGACAUCUCUGCCGAUGGCCAGCUGCUGGCCGUUUUCAUCCCCAGCAGUCAGCGGGGUUUUCCCGACGAGGGCAUCCUGGCCAUCUACUCUCUGGCCCCCCACAACCUCGGGGAGAUGCUCUACACCAAAAGAUUUGGUCCUAAUGCUAUUUCAGUUAGCUUGUCACCGCUGGGCUGCUAUGUGAUGGUAGGCCUAGCCUCUCGCAGGAUCCUGCUGCAUCCCACCACCGACCACAUGGUGGCGCAAGUCUUCCGUCUGCAGCAGCCGCAUGGAGGAGAGACGUCCAUCAGGAUGGUCUUCAACGUGGUUUACCCCAUGGCUCCAGACCAGCGGCGCCAUGUCAGCAUCAAUUCCGCUCGCUGGCUUCCUGAUCCUGGGAUGGGUCUGGCGUACGGAACCAACAAAGGGGACCUGGUCAUCUGCCGCCCUGUAUUUUACCGCAGUGAUGGCGAGAGUCCUGCUGAGUCCAGCACAGAACCUUUGUUCUCUGUCAACAAUGGUGGCAGCAGCCGGACCCGCGGUUCUGAACGACCCGGGCCCAGUCGAACAGGAUGGAGAUUGGACCGGGACAUGGGGUUGAUGAACGCCAUAGGUCUUCAGCCCAGAAACCCCGCUCCUUCUGUGACAUCUCAAGGAACGCAGACGCCUGUGGUCCAGCUGCAGAAUGCUGAGACUCAAACGGAGAUUGCGGAACCUGGACCCUCGCAGCUACAACCUGCGCCACCUUCGCUCAGUGGUCAAGCGGCGGACUGCCAAAUUGAGUCUCAGAGCAUCCAAGGUGCGGAUGGCGGUCAUGUUGAAGCCUCAACAGAAGUUCCAACAAGCACAGGUACGCCGUCAGGAGGGAAGUGUCACAUUUUCAUAUUAGCGACUGGAACUUGUCUGUUACGUGUUGUCACGUGUCCAGGCGAGCUUCCAGAGGGGGGAAGUUCAAGUGAGGAUGCCCUGGCUCGAAUCCGCCGGCUGAUCGCAGAAGGUGGCAUGACGGCGGUGGUGCAGCGGGAGCAGAGCACCACCAUGGCGUCUAUGGGUGGUUUCGGGAACAACAUCAUCGUCAGUCAUCGAAUCCACCGUGGAUCGCAGACCAGCACAAGGACCUCCAGGCCUGCCUCCAACCCCAGUUCCUCCUCCUUAGGGUCAGUCCUUGUCAACCACCCGCAGACUGAGCCCCCGGCCGCAGCCCUCCUGUGGGGCCCCCAGCCGCCCUCUGGCCUGGUCCUCCCCGACGAUGCGGAUGACGUUUUUGAAGGAGGAAGAGCGGAUGAUGACUCUCUACCAGGCCCCUCCUCAUCCUCCCCACUCAUGUCUUCCCCCUCCCAUCACAGCAGUGGCGCCGGCCCCAACAGUUACCAUGGUGGCCCCUACAGUAGGUAGUUGUCCCGUUGGACGAGAAGAGAUGUGAGUGAAAGGUGCUGCUCGGACUUCAGUGGUGUCGGCGUUGCACUGAAGCGCCAACAUUCCUCGCCGCAAAAGGGCUCCCGCUCGAACGAGUGCCGACUCGGACCCAGACUCCUAUAAUAAAGUGCCAUGUCGCCAGCCAUUUGGUGUCAUGUGACCUCGCUGCCGUGUGACGUGAAUCAGCACUUGUGUGUGCGUGCGUGCAUUUUUGUACCAUGUGAUCUUUGAUACAUGCGGGAGGAGGCGGGAAUCCGCCGCUGUCAAUCGUGACGACUGAAGCUCCUCUAAUGCUGCAGUUCAUCAAACUGAACCCCCCUCCCCUGCAUCCUGUGCGUGUGUGUGUGUGUGCGUGUGUGUGCGCGCGUGCUUGUGGCAGCUGCUUGUUGACUUAAUUUAUUUGAGCAAAUGAAGACAAAAAUAGAAGCAGACCACGUGAUCGCUUUAUUACUAAUCUUUAUUUGUAGUAGUCGCUCCGUGGUUGCCGCCAAUCAUGUGGAAACAUUCCUGGUGCUGGGAAUGUUGUGAUUCGUUACAUCGUCACCAUUUAAGCAGUUCAUCACCAGUUAGUAGAGUGAUGUGAGAGUAAGCCCUGCCCCCUCUCUUCCCAUGACUGGACUCCUUCAAAAUAAAACUUGAACUGUUUCCUGUUGACUGCACAGGUGCCGCUUUUACGUUUCCUCUUUUUAAGUCAGAGUGCGUGUUGCCGUGUAUGCACACGCGCGCGCGCAUGUGUGUGUGUGUGUGUGUGUGUGUGUGUGUGUGUGUGUGUGUGUGUGUGUGUGUGUGUGUGUGUGUAAUGGACUUCUAGAAGUGCAGUGACUUGUGAUUGUGCAGGUCACAAGUGUCAUUUUCAUGGCGACCUGGCCAAGCUCCUCCUGGCUUUACUUGAUUCGUCAACACUGAACACUCUCCUCACGGCACCGCCACCCGCCAUCAUUCUUUGCUUUGACUUUUAGAUGUGAUGUCAUUAAAGAACAUUGAG
Dunckerocampus dactyliophorus (ringed pipefish) is the source of this 5466-nucleotide messenger RNA. RefSeq names its product autophagy/beclin-1 regulator 1b (gene ambra1b). NCBI's taxonomy places the organism in Eukaryota, Metazoa, Chordata, Actinopteri, Syngnathiformes, Syngnathidae. Gene Ontology annotation, molecular function: protein binding. The coding region runs from base 360 to 4460 and encodes 1366 amino acids. The transcript is spliced from 18 exons. The record is from RefSeq and is a predicted model, not a curated record. Gene Ontology annotation, cellular component: intracellular membrane-bounded organelle. Gene Ontology annotation, biological process: autophagy.